UCUUCCAAUCGCUUAGGAAGUAAACGAUAAAACCAAACAUAUGAAAGCGUAGCGUCCAUCCUGUUCAGUACCUACUAUUUCGUGUUGAUUGUUCCGAAGUGACCUAUUACUCACCCUUCACUCAUAACACGGUUGGUUUCCGAGAUCCCUGCAACAUGAUUGGCUAGAUUUCAAGGAGUGCAAUAGCACACGUUUUGUUGAACUCUGUAGUGUGUACGAAAAUGAAAGUUAUUGGCAAUGAGGAGUUGAAUUUAGAAGAUUUACCUGCUGAUGAUGAUGUGACAGUAUCUUCUCCAAAAUCACCUGGCUUUUCUCCCCAUGCUUCUCUCUGCUCUCCCCACCGAAAGAAAAGGGAAAGAACAUGGUCAUCAUCCAAAUCAGUUGGUUGUCACGAGCCUGUUCUUAGGACAAGACAGCGAACCAUAUACACUGCUGGAAGACCACCUUGGUAUGAUACUCAGGGUCAGCUAGUAGAACCUUUUGUAAUUGGCAUUUGUGGAGGUAGUGCAUCGGGGAAAACUACUGUUGCCAGGAAAGUAAUUGAAGCCUUAGAUGUCCCUUGGGUAACUCUACUGAGCAUGGAUUCAUUUUAUAAAGUUCUUGAUGAAAAUGAUCACAAGUUAGCAAAGCAAAAUGAUUAUAAUUUUGAUCACCCUGAUGCCUUUGACUUUGACCUUUUAAUUGAAACUCUAAGAAAACUGAAAGAAGGAAAAAGUGUUGAUGUACCAAUUUAUAAUUUUGUUUCACAUUCCAGGGAAAAGAGAAUGAAAACUAUGUAUGGAGCUAAUGUAAUUAUAUUUGAAGGUAUACUCAUUUUUGCACACAAGCAACUUAUAGAGAUGAUGGAUAUGAAAGUGUACAUAGAGACGGAUUCUGAUAUACGGUUAGCCAGAAGAUUAAGACGGGAUAUUAUGGACAGAGGACGGGAUUUAGAAGGAGUUUUAAAACAGUAUGAAAAAUUUGUAAAGCCAGCUUUUGACUAUUAUAUUGCUCCAACAGUGGUACAUGCUGAUCUUAUUGUUCCUAGAGGUGGUGAGAAUGAAAUUGCCAUUUCCCUUAUUGUUCAACAUGUACACACUCAGUUACAAUUGAGAGGCCUAAAAUUAAGGACCAAGUUGGCUCAGUGUCACACUGGGCAGCCCUUACCUGAAGUUCUAUCUAUCCUUCCAUCCACAUCUCAAAUCAAAGGGCUUUAUACGUUUAUACGUGACAAACGUACAUCUCGAGAUGAAUUCAUUUUCUACUCAAAACGCUUAAUGCGCCUUCUAAUAGAAUUUGCUCUUUCUUUAUUACCAUUUAAAGCUGUUACUGUUGAUACUCCACAAGGAAUUCCUUAUCAAGGGAAAAGAAUUGCUACAGAAAAGAUAUGUGGUGUGUCUAUAUUGCGUGCUGGUGAAACUAUGGAGCAGGCUCUCUGUGAUGUUUUAAAAGAUGUCAGAUUAGGAAAAAUAUUAAUUCAGACUAAUCAGGAUACUGGAGAGCCUGAGUUGUAUUACCUUCGCUUGCCUAAAGAUAUUAAAGACUAUUUUAUAAUAUUAAUGGAUGCAACUGUAGCUACAGGUGCUGCUGCAAUGAUGGCUAUACGUGUGCUUCUUGAUCAUGAUGUACCAGAGGAAAACAUUAUGCUUUGUUCAUUACUCAUGGCAGAGUCUGGUGUUCACACUAUUGCAUAUGCUUUCCCAAAAGUAAAAAUUGUGACAUCUGAAGUGGACCCUGAAGUAAAUGAUAGAUUUUACAUCAUGCCCGGAAUAGGUAAUUUUGGUGACAGAUAUUUUGGUACAGAAGUAUUUUGAGCAUUCGAUACUUGAGUACAGAUCUGAAAUGUGAUGAGAACAUAGCUUUAUUUAUUGUAUAAAAACAGAAAAAUUGUUUUGUACUUAUGUAUAGAAAGAAUAUUAUUUAUUUAUUUUCAUGGACAAAGGUGCUUUCAUCAUUAUUUUAUAAGGCCACACAAAUUCUGUGUAAAAUAAGGAAUUGGUGUUUUUAAAAUGACACAGAUUCUUAUGAAUAAAUUAAAAGUUUAAGCAAGAGUAAUCUUAUUAAACUAAACUAAAAAAUAAAAUGAUUAACUUGGGUUAACUUAAGAAAUAUAACAGAAUUUUUUGUUUCGUUAAACAGUUGAAACAA
Molecule: messenger RNA, 2127 nt
Organism: Stegodyphus dumicola
Lineage: Eukaryota; Metazoa; Arthropoda; Arachnida; Araneae; Eresidae
Product: uridine-cytidine kinase-like lethal (2) k01209
Molecular function (GO): ATP binding; kinase activity
Source: RefSeq, a predicted model, not a curated record